This is a messenger RNA of Chinchilla lanigera (long-tailed chinchilla), 1575 nucleotides long. RefSeq names its product speedy protein E4-like. Gene Ontology annotation, biological process: positive regulation of cyclin-dependent protein serine/threonine kinase activity. Gene Ontology annotation, molecular function: protein kinase binding. The record is from RefSeq and is a predicted model, not a curated record. The transcript has 6 exons. The coding region runs from base 12 to 989 and encodes 325 amino acids. NCBI's taxonomy places the organism in Eukaryota, Metazoa, Chordata, Mammalia, Rodentia, Chinchillidae.
GUCUUCACAAAAUGAAGAGAGAUUGCUCCUCAGAGUCUGGGGAGCAGCUGCAGGAGGACCAGGGGGGUCUCUCCAGUGGAGCCCCUAGGCUGGCACCCUACUUCGGGCCUCAGUCGCCUGUCCAGGAUGAACAGGAAGAUGUCUCCUCUUCAGAAUCAGAAUCAGAAUCAGAAUCAGAAUCAGAAUCAGAAUCAGAAUCAGAAUCAGAAUCAGAAUCAGAAUCAGAGCUGGAGCAGCAGGAGGGUCCCCAGGGGGCCUCUGCCUCAGCCCUGAUGGGAAACCCCAGCCUCUCACCUCGGUUCUCUGGCCACAAGUGGAAGAGGGAGAGCUCUUCAGAGGCCCCUGAGGACAGGAGGGGAGGCCCCCAGUGCUCUGAUGUAGCCUCCCGGGAAGACAUCAGGCUCCCACCUUGCAGGAGGUGGAGGGAGUAUCUGUCCCUGAUGGAAGAGGAGCAGAGAGAACCAUUGCGAUGUCCACGACCUGGGCCUUUUACCCACAUGGGUGUCAGAGAGAAGCCUUGUGGCCUGAAGGGGACCAUGCAGAGGAAGCGCCCGUCCUCAGUGCUGCCCGAGCACCACGCGGCCUUCACCAGGCUGCUGGAGGAUCCAGUCAUCAAGGAUUUCCUGGCCUGGGACGAAGGCCUGAGGGCCUCUGACAAGUAUCUCCUGGCCAUGGUCAUCGCCUACUUCAGCCGGGCCGGCCUCCUCCCCUGGCAGUACCAGAGGAUCCACUUCUUCCUGGCGCUAUACCUGGCCAACGACAUGGAGGAGGAUGAGCAGGCUCCUAAACAAGACAUUGUCUUGUUUUUCUGUGACUGGAAUUUGAAAAAGGUUCCCGAGUUCCACAAGCUGCGCUAUGAGUUCAUCUGCUCCAUGGACUGGGACCUCAGGGUGACCCGAGAGGAGUGUGAGGAGAUCCAAGCUUAUGAUCCUACGCUCUGGGUGUGGGGCCGAGAUCGCGCCCUCAUCCCACAGACCCUGAAGCCCUGAGAACAGCGGCCUCAAGAAGGUGGAUCUCUGGCCCGUUGGAGCAAGGAAAUUGAAUCACCCCAGCAUUCUCCCCAGAGCUGGAACCCCCAGUGGGUGCACAUGGGACAAGUUUUUCUCUGGCACCCUGCAAAUUUUACGAUCCUCAUUCAAGUUUCCCUUGAAUUAGAAGGUGGAAAUCUGCUGUCUUCAUGUUCUGGGUUCCUUGUAUUCUUGAGAGCAAUUGAAGAUGACCAGAUUGGGAGUCAGAUUGGGAGGCAAUUACUUAAAGUAUAAUGAUAGGUCCAUAGGCAAGUCAUAGAUUUCUUUAGUAUAAGUAUAAAGCAUAUUAGUUUCUUGUAGACAUUUUGCCCAUAGAAAUAUUACUAUGUAUAUUUGAUUUAAUACUGAGAUAUUCCAUAUAUUUGUAGUCCUAUUCUUAUAGUGCUUUGACAGGUAUUUUAAUAGAUAGAUGUACAUAAAUAGUUUGUCUUUUAGAGAGGUUUUUAUCUUAGCUAUUAUAGCAAGGAGGGAGAGUGCCCUCAAACUCUUGUAAAUAUACGUAUUAGUUGCUUGACUCCUGAAUCUGACAUGCAAAGGAGCAGUGGGU